Molecule: messenger RNA, 612 nt
Organism: Kalmanozyma brasiliensis GHG001
Lineage: Eukaryota; Fungi; Basidiomycota; Ustilaginomycetes; Ustilaginales
Product: Transmembrane adaptor Erv26
Exons: 1
Coding region: 1-612 (203 amino acids)
Biological process (GO): endoplasmic reticulum to Golgi vesicle-mediated transport
Cellular component (GO): COPII-coated ER to Golgi transport vesicle; Golgi membrane; endoplasmic reticulum membrane
Molecular function (GO): COPII receptor activity
Source: RefSeq, a predicted model, not a curated record
AUGAUCCUCACCCUGCUCACGGGCCUCUUCGUCGUCGCUGCCGGUGCAGCGCUUGUCGUCUGUCUCGCGCUCGGCCUGCUCUCGCUAUCGCAGUACAUCGAGUCGCACGCCAACAGAUCUCGGCGGCUGGCUCUGCGAACACUCUACCUCGUCCUGCUCAUUCAGGCCCUCCUCGUUCUCGACGGCGUACCUCUCGCGCCUUUCCUGCCGGGCCUGGCUGCUGCGCUGCUGCAUCGCUCGGCACUCCUCGACCCCUCCUGGCCAUUCUCACCCGCCUCCUCCGUCUUGACCAGCCUCGCAUCGCUCCUCGUCCUCCCUUUAGCAUCACACAUCCUCCUCAUCCGCCACCAUACCCUUACCAGCCAUACGUGGCAUCAACAUCGAUACGAUACCCUACACCGCGCCAAGCUGCCGGGCGGACGACUCGACUGGGACGUGCCAGAGAGCACACCGGGGCAGCGCGAGAUGACGAGUCUGCAGGUGUGUGCGGUGCUAUCCGUAUGUGUUUGGUCGAUACCUGUGGUGAGGCUGCUAGGGAGGAUUGCGGCUGCGGAAUGGGGGAGUGCCGGUGUCGUUGAUGGGCGGGUUGCGAGGAGGAGCUCAGGGAGGUGA